This is a messenger RNA of Camelina sativa (false flax), 1771 nucleotides long. Its product is annotated as putative serine/threonine-protein kinase PBL5. Gene Ontology annotation, molecular function: protein kinase activity; ATP binding. The record is from RefSeq and is a predicted model, not a curated record. Gene Ontology annotation, biological process: protein phosphorylation. NCBI's taxonomy places the organism in Eukaryota, Viridiplantae, Streptophyta, Magnoliopsida, Brassicales, Brassicaceae.
GUUUUGUCACUAAGCUCUCUCUCUCUCUCUCCUUCUUUUUCGCAAAUUCUUCUUUCGUCUUCGACUUUUUAUUUAUUUUUUCUUUUCUUUUUCUCUUUGAUUGUUUUUUCUUUUCUUCUUAAAGUCGUGUUGGGUUUUAUCUGGGUUUUCUGAAUUUUUGGUUCUCAACGAGGAAGGAAGGAAGGAGGAUUAGAGAAGAUUUUAAAAGAGGAGAGAAGGGAAUUGCUCUUUUGUCUUCUUCAAUUUUUAUAUCGAUGGGUUGUUUCGGACGCAGUAAGAAACCGACGAGCAAACGAUCGGAGUCGGAGACUAAUAGGAAAAUUGUCGGUGGUGGUACUAGCCUCGCUAAGAGUGAUAAGCGCGAUGAUCAGACUCAACCCACUUCUGAUUCGACAAAAGUGAGUCCAUAUCGAGAUGUAAACAAUGAAGGAGGAGGAGUUGGUAAGGAGGAUCAGCUAUCACUUGACGUGAAAGGUUUGAAUUUGAAUGACCAAGUCACAGGGAAGAAAGCUCAGACUUUUACCUUUCAAGAACUUUCUUUAGCUACUGGAAACUUUAGAUCGGAUUGUUUUCUUGGUGAAGGAGGUUUUGGUAAAGUUUUCAAGGGUACUAUUGAGAAACUGGAUCAGGUUGUUGCUAUCAAGCAACUUGAUCGUAAUGGUGUUCAAGGAAUCAGGGAAUUUGUGGUUGAGGUAUUGACACUAAGUCUUGCUGAUCAUCCAAAUCUUGUGAAGCUUAUCGGGUUUUGUGCUGAGGGUGAUCAGAGACUUUUGGUUUACGAGUACAUGCCGCUUGGAUCUCUCGAAGAUCAUCUACAUGAUCUCCCUAGUGGUAAAAAGCCUCUUGAUUGGAACACUCGGAUGAAAAUAGCAGCUGGUGCAGCAAGAGGUCUGGAGUAUCUGCAUGAUAGGAUGACACCCCCUGUGAUUUACCGAGACCUUAAAUGUUCGAAUAUUUUGCUUGGUGAAGACUAUCAACCGAAACUAUCUGACUUCGGGUUGGCUAAAGUAGGACCAAGCGGGGAUAAAACCCAUGUCUCCACAAGGGUUAUGGGAACAUACGGAUACUGUGCUCCUGACUACGCUAUGACCGGUCAGCUCACAUUUAAAUCCGAUAUCUACAGUUUUGGAGUAGUCCUUCUCGAGCUUAUCACUGGAAGGAAAGCAAUUGACAAUACAAAAACGCGUAAAGAUCAGAAUUUAGUCGGAUGGGCACGACCAUUAUUCAAAGACAGGAGGAACUUCUCGAAAAUGGUUGAUCCGUUGCUUCAAGGACAAUACCCGAUAAGAGGACUGUACCAAGCACUAGCAAUAUCAGCAAUGUGCGUUCAAGAGCAGCCGAGCAUGAGACCAGUGGUAUCUGAUGUUGUACUGGCACUCAACUUUUUAGCCUCUUCGAAAUAUGAUCCGAAUAGCCCUGGCAGCAGCAGCAGAAAACACCAUUCUUUUCACAGAGAUAGAGAUGACGAAGAGAAAAGACCAGACCUUGUCAAGGAAACCGAAUCUGAAGGGUCGUCAUAGGAGAGAUCCAGUAAGCGAGUGGUAAAAAUAUUAAAAUCUAGUUUUGGCUUUCACCAAGAAAUUGGGGAAAUAAAUAUAUAUAAUCAGCUCAGGUACAUUUUUAACAUCUCUUGUGGAUGUAAAAUCUUGACUCGGCGUCUUUGUAUGUAGAAUGUUUUUCUUGUGUAGAAAAAAAAAAAAAGAACCAUUUGUUUUGGGACAUAUAUUUAUAUACAUAUAUUGAACAGAAAACAAACUUCUUUUUAUCCUUA